This is a messenger RNA of Dreissena polymorpha, 1693 nucleotides long. RefSeq lists its product as uncharacterized. NCBI's taxonomy places the organism in Eukaryota, Metazoa, Mollusca, Bivalvia, Myida, Dreissenidae. The transcript is spliced from 3 exons. The coding region runs from base 540 to 1154 and encodes 204 amino acids. The record is from RefSeq and is a predicted model, not a curated record.
CAAUUUUUGCAGACGACAUUAAACUCGCGUACAGAUCAGAUCGUAGUAAAAUAAUACAAACAAAUUCGUGAAGCUUUUAGAUGAACAUUUAAGAAUAGACUUUGUAUCUUCAUGAAAGUGUCAUCGGCUGACAAAAAGUUAUAAAUUGUAUGCUGUAAAAAGAUAACGAUAGAAAUAUAAAGGCAUAUGCUUUUAAAAUAAAAGAUAUAAAGGAUGUUAUCUUGACUGUGAGCGUUGCUUAACUUAAAAAAUAUAUUGGUACUUCAAAACUGUAACUUUUGAAUACAGUACUCAAGUUCGGAUUUGGAGAUUUAACGAGUAGCGAUCGUUUGGUAAUCAGAACAUAUCACGGCCGAUGUCUGGUUCAUCUUAAGACAAUAAGUCGGGUUGUAUUCAAAUAAGUGGUGUGAUAGCAGUGAAUUUAACUCGGUUAUCUACACGGAAAGAGUAUCACCGUACCUGGACCCCAUAUACAGCCGUAUGCAGAAGGUCUAAGCGGGACGCUAUCUGAACUCUGGAGUAUUAUUUUCGAAGGACAAAUGAUGGCUACGCAGACAAUAGCUAGGAGCUCCCUGAUGACCGGAGAGAAACGUUCGGACGCUCCUUUGAGCGCACGGCGGACGCCGCAGUCACCAGUGUUCAUUCCUCCAAAUGAGUUCAGGAUGAAGUUACUGAAGCGAAUUCUGUCGGUGGACGGAACCAUCGAUAACAAAGCGCUUCAGAAAUUACAGAAAUCGUCGAGCGAUCGGACGCUACAGGCGAACAUUUUAUUUGAAAACGGCGACGUGGGUACGUUAAUUUCCUUCGAUCGCACACACGAGGAAUCUCUGAAACAAGACCAGGACAAGACCGCUGACGACUCUCUGCCGCUCGUGGAUCAGCGGAAAGUCGAAAAAUCCGACCGGUUGCGAGACGGAGUGCCACGGGAGCGACCGCUGAAACUGCCACCCAUAAUGUUGCCACCGAUCUAUACGCUAACGAGUCGGCCCCUGAUUGUUCGGGACUACUCGGGGCCUCCGUACGUGCCGCCGCCGCUCAGCGAUGAGGACUGGGAGGAUUUGGAGGACUGCCGCUACCUUCGCCCCGCUAAGAAGGACUUCAAGGCAUCGAAAGAAAACAAGAGCUUUUUGCUAAUAAACAGCAAUAGUACCUAAUCGGAGAAGAUUUUAAAACGAGCGUUUAUUAAGAAUUUUUAUUCAAUACUAUUCGUCGGGAGAUUUGUUUUCCGACGAUCAUUGUGAUGGUUCAGGUUGAGGUCACGGAAUGGAAAGAAAUGUCGUUGGCAUGAUGUAGACGUUAUACAUGAGCGUCAAGAGGUGAUACAUCCUCGUUUCACUAACGCCAGAUGUUGCUUUGAAGCAUACAAUGAGAAUGGCGGACAUUGGUGCUGGUAGGUUACGUUCUUAGUUGUUUGAAACGAACUGUUUCCGUCGAAAUAAGCGAAUGAAAAUUGUUGCUAUUUUGAGGGAUUUUGAAUUAUCCAGCCGACAACUGGCACACUGACAAUAUCAGACUAUAUCAGCCUGCUUUUGGUGCUUCCCAUUGUACCGUGCGCGUUUAAGUGUAACACUAUGUGUAUGUGCAUUUCAAAUUAUGUUUAUAACUAUAAUCAUAAUUUUUUUUAUCAACAUUAUUUAUUUGAUUUAUUUGGUUCAUCAUGUUUCAGUGUAUCAAAUAUAACAUAUUGUUCAAA